AUGUUACUCGAUGCGGGCGCUGAGGUCAACGCGCAGGGUGGAGAGUACGGCAACGCACUACAGGCAGCCUUAUAUAAAGGCCACGAGCAGGUAGUUAAGAUGUUACUCGAUGCGGGCGCUGAGGUUAACGCGCAGGGUGGAGAGUAUGGCAACGCGCUGCAGGCAGCGUCGUACAGUGCCCAAGAGAAGAUAGUCAAGAUGUUACUCGAUGCAGGUGCUAAUAUCAACGCGCAAGGCGGAGAGUACGGCAACGCACUACCGGCAGCAUCAUACAGUGGCCACGAGCAGAUAGUCAAGAUGCUACUCGAUGCAGGCGCU
Molecule: messenger RNA, 318 nt
Organism: Bipolaris victoriae FI3
Lineage: Eukaryota; Fungi; Ascomycota; Dothideomycetes; Pleosporales; Pleosporaceae
Exons: 1
Molecular function (GO): protein binding
Source: RefSeq, a predicted model, not a curated record